AUGACUAUCUUGCCACCAGUCAGCGAAGCAUUUACCAAACACCUCCCAAAAAUAGAGCUGCAUGCCCAUCUCAGCGGCAGCAUCACCCGGGAAUGUCUCCAUGAGAUAUGGGUUCGAAAGAUAUCCCAGAAUCCGCAACUCGCAGUUGACGACCCAUGCGUCUUGAUGCCGCCGGGAAAGGUAGACUACGGGCUGAAUAUAUUUUUUGACGUCUUUUCAAAAUCAAUAUAUCAUCUGUGCAACGACUUGGACAGCAUUUCCUACGCUACGACUUCAGUUCUGAAUGACUUUCAAAAUGACGGUGUGCGAUACCUGGAACUACGAACUACGCCCAGAGAGAUCCACGAUGAUCGGGGAAACAUCACUGUAUCAAAAGAAUAUUACAUUCUGACAGUUCUAGAUGCGAUCGACACCUUCCGAAAACGCCAAAGCCAGAUCGACGAGGUCGACAGAAUGUCCGUCUAUCUCAUCCUCUCCAUCGACCGCGCCAGAGACACGUCUGCUUCGGCCAUGGAAGUAGUCGAUCUUGCCAUCAAGCACCGCAAUAUCAAAAACAACCAGCUGGCAAUUGUCGGCAUCGACCUCUGCGGGAAUCCGACCAAAGGCGACGUAUCGAUCUUUGGACGUGCAUUCGCUCAUGCAAAGGCACAUGAUCUGAAAAUAACUCUGCAUUUCGCCGAGACUGCAUCGUCGGGGGACCCGAAAGAGCUAGAGACCUUGUUGUCGUUUGACCCGGACCGGCUGGGGCAUGUUAUCCACGUACCAGAUGGAAUCAAGGAGAAGAUUGCCGACAAGGGUCUAGGACUUGAGUUGUGCUUGUCGUGUAAUGUCCAUGCCAAGAUGAUUGAUGGCAGUUUUGAAGAUCAUCAUUUUGGGUAUUGGUGGAUGAAGAACUGUCCUGUGACUUUAUGUACCGACGAUGUGGGUUUUUUCUGUAGCCCCGUCUCGAACGAGUAUUACCUGGCGUCGAAACAUUUUGGUCUUGGAUGUAGCGAUUUGGUAGCUCUUUGUAAAAGAGGCGUGGGUUCGAUUUUCGGGGGUGAGCACGAAAAGAAUCGUCUGUGGCAUCUGUUAGAGAAUUACAUUAAGGGGUAG
Talaromyces rugulosus is the source of this 1095-nucleotide messenger RNA. RefSeq lists its product as uncharacterized. Gene Ontology annotation, molecular function: adenosine deaminase activity. Gene Ontology annotation, biological process: adenosine catabolic process; inosine biosynthetic process. The transcript has 4 exons. The record is from RefSeq and is a predicted model, not a curated record. NCBI's taxonomy places the organism in Eukaryota, Fungi, Ascomycota, Eurotiomycetes, Eurotiales, Trichocomaceae. Bases 1 to 1095 code for a protein of 364 amino acids.